This is a messenger RNA of Onychomys torridus (southern grasshopper mouse), 2729 nucleotides long. RefSeq names its product leukocyte-associated immunoglobulin-like receptor 1. The record is from RefSeq and is a predicted model, not a curated record. Lineage: Eukaryota; Metazoa; Chordata; Mammalia; Rodentia; Cricetidae. Bases 1117 to 1914 code for a protein of 265 amino acids. The transcript is spliced from 10 exons.
UCUGGGAACACCCCCCUCCCUCAAAGCUCUCCCAACCCUGUGCCCCUUUCCCAGAAGCCACCCCGAACAGCCGCAGAGGUUCAGACUUGGAGGGAGGGCAGGGGUGAUAGCCCCCCUCCCUCCAGGCCCCCAGCUCAGGCCAGCUUUUCGCAUUAAUCUCAAAGUCAAGGACUUGAAUUAAACUGGGUCAGGGGACAGCCACCCCCCAACCCAGAGCUGCCGCUGGGCCCCUUUCCCCGGGGAACCAGCUUCUGUGAGGUUCCCCCGCCAGCCUCACCCUCCUGGGACCCAGGCCUGCCGUCUUCAGUGGCCCCAAACCUAACCUCAUCUCCACCUGAUCCUCUCUGGCGCCCUGACAGCGUCUUCUGUCCUGGGACAGGCCGAAAGCACCCUGAAUCCUUAUCUCACCUCACCUCAUUCCCCAGCCCUAGCCUUAAAAUCUCUCUUCCCUAUUUGAGGAUAUCAAUCCCUGUCCCAGACCUCAGCUGCCUCCCCAGCCUUCCCGCUCUCGGUCCUGUCUCUUGGGUACCCCCUUAUCUGGGACAUAUUUACUAGCUGGGAUCCUGUGGGGGCGGGGUCCUUCUCGCCUAGAACCUCAGGAGCAGAUCUUUCCUUAGAUGACCCUGGAGACUGGCUUGCAAGGCAGGUCUCAGGAACCCAAAUGCUGGGGCCUCAUCUCCUCCCAUUUAGGACUCUUGGGGGUCCAGGCUCCUGGCUUUCUUUUAUUUCUGGAGAGAGGGGUCUGCAUGCCCAGCGCACGUCCGAGGGAGGAACCUUAAGAUGCCUGUGGAGAUCAAUAGAGGAUGUUGAAUCCUCCAGAGCAAGAGUACAGGAAGUUGUGGGCUGCCCAACAUGGGUCUCCGCCAGAGCAACAAGCAGUUGUUAACCACUGAACCUCUUUCAAAGCCCCAAGGGAUUAAGUUUUAACAUAAUCUGACACCUUCUCACAGAGUCACUAGAGGAAAGAGUGGAAAGCCCAGAAGAGAAACCUCUUCCUCUUCGUGUGAGGAAACUGAUACAGAAACCUUGUGAUGAGCGCCAGUCCACACAUCCUGCCUCUUGUGUCCACUGCAGGGCUUCAGCUCCAGACCUGGUCAGACUGCUGGAGCCUGAGUCAUGUCACUUCAUCCUGCCAUUGUGCUGGCCCUCGUGCUGUGCCUGGGGCAGACAAUCAACACUCAGGAAGGGUCUCUGUUGAGUCCUUUCAUCUCAGCUGAACCAGGCCUCGUGAUUCCCCAAGGGCAUUCUGUAACCUUUGUGUGCUCAAACCCUGGUGGGCAUGAUACAUUCCGCCUGGAGAAGGGAGGCCAUGCAGUCAUGGAUAAGGAGAACACACAGCCCUCAAUGACAGAGGUUAGAUUCCAGCUUGGCCCAGUGAAUGAAAGCACUUCUGGAGGCUAUUCCUGUCUCUAUUUAAAAUGGGGCAACUGGUCCCCACGCAGUGAGACCCUGGAACUAAUGGUAACCAGAGAAGAUGUCACCCAGGCUCCUGACCCAGGUCCAACAGUGAACUCAGACACAUCUUGGCUGAAGACAAAUGGCAUUUAUAUUCUUGUUGGGGUCUCUGUGGUCUUCCUCCUUUGUCUUCUCCUCCUCCUUCUCUUCUGCUUCCAUAGCCACCGUCAGAAAAAGCAGGGGCUCCCAAACAGCAAGAGCCAGCAGCAGAGGCCACAAGAGAGGCUCAGCCCAGCUCCUAAUGGCCUUGAGAGGACACCAGAUAUAGUCAGGGAUGACAAGCUUCCUGAGGACAGAAGAACAGAAACCUGGACCCCUGCUGCAGGAGGCCUUCAGGAGGUGACAUAUGCCCAGCUGGACCAUCACGCCCUCACACAGAGGACAGCUGGAGCUGUGACCCCACAGAGCACAGAUACCAUGACUGAGUCCAGCACCUAUGCCGCCAUCAUCGGACGCUGAGCCUGGGCACAUCUGGAGACAUGCACAGUGGAAAAGCCCAAAGCAGCCAUUCAAGGGCUCCUUUUCGGAUCACCUUGGUGUGGAAAGCUAACCAGCCAGUUCUGCUCAAGGCAGAAACUGGACCCUGGAGGCCCCUGUUCCCUAUCUAGGAGUUGCAUUGUGUAGGUGGUAGUAUCAGUCCUUGGAAAGACCAUGUUGCAGUAAGCUUCCGAGCCCAAGUUGCAAUCACCUGGUUGUGUCCAGAGACACAGUUAGAGCCCCUUAGCUGUUUCUACAGACCCUUCCACAGCCCAGAUUCUUUAAUGAACAGCACUGGAAUUAUCCAGUGGCCUCUACACCCCAACUUGUGUAAUAAGCCAAGUGAAACCCUAAAGGCUUCCUCGGAUCCCCCUGCCGACUCUGACUGGGUUGUACUCAUGCAGCUGGAAGCUAAGCCGCUUCUCUGCAUCAGGCCUCAUGGCAUGUAUCAUGGGGAUUUUUGAAGAUGGAGCAUCUGCAACCUGUGUGGAUCUUGGACACACAGCCUGUAAGGACCCAAAUUCUGUCUUUAUAGCUGUCCAGAGAUGAGUGGAGAAAUGAGGGUGACACAGGAUGCCUAUGAUUCCCUUUUCUUUAAAUAUAUGUGUAGUUGAACAAGCUGAGCAUACUCAAGUGUGUACCAUCAGGUUUGGUGUGCUGUUGUGUGUGUAGCCAGCGGCACAGACCGUCAGCACAGCUGCCACCUCCCCCUGGAUGCCCUCAACAUGUUCACUGAUGAUUGAACUUGGGUCGGUGUUUGUUACUGGAGUGUGUUGAUCAAGGGAUGGAAGAGGAAG